AUGAGUUUAUUUUUUGAAGAAUAGUUAUUAAGUCACAAUAAAGAUAUUGAAACUUCUAUGAAAAUACUUUUAUAACUUGAAUAAUACACUGAAUAAGAAAAUAUUAUGUUAAUUGCAAAAUUAUUAAUAACAUAAUCACAAUUAAUUAAAGAACAAUAAGCUGCUCUUUGUGAAAUGGAAACUCUCUGCAAGGAUUUACAAGAACAAAUAGAUAGUCUUUGCAAUCACAAAUAGUAAUUAAUACUUGAAAAUCACAAAUAUAGUACAUAAAUAUAUGAAUUAUAAAACAAUUAUAAUUCUAUAAAAAAGGAGCUUGAUUCUGAAAAAUAUCACAGUCAGCAUCUUUCAUAACUAGAAUCACAUAUUAAAACAUUAUUAUAAGAACUAGAUUCCUUAAACUCUUAUAAUGCUUAGCUAAUUUCUGAGAAUAAAAGACUUAAUGAAAAUAAUUAGUAACUAUUAUAAAUUAUUGAUGAUCAUGAAACAUUAAUUUCAAAAAUAAACAAUGAUUAGAAAUAAUUAGAUUAUUUUAAAUAAGAAGUUUAAAAUCAAAUCCUAAUAAACACUAAAAUAACCUAACAACAUGAUAUAUUGGUAGAAUAAAUGAAAUAAAAAAUUGCAGAAUAUGAACUUAAAUUGGAUUUUUUUUAAUAACAAUAACAAAGUACUCUUUAAAGCAGAAUGUCCUUCUCUUUAGUUGAUGAUUUAGUUAAUUAAGAGGAUAUCUAUUAAAAAGUUAAUGAAACCAUUUAAUCUGAGUUUUAAAGCAUCAUCUAAAAUACAGAUAAUAAUGAAACUAAUAAUACUGAAUAAGUUGAUGAAUUUACUUAUUUCUAAAAAGAAUAUUGUGGACUUAAAGAUAAUCGAUAUAUAAAAGAAAUUAUCAAAAAAGAUAGAGAAUCAUUGAAAAAAGAAUACAUUUAUUGUUUUAGUGAUCAUAUUUUCAGGAUAAAUAUAAGAGGAGAAAAAUCUAAAAGGAUUAUGUUUAUUACAGAAAGUACUUGUUAUUUUUUUGAAGAACAUAAUUAAAAUAUUAAAAUUACUAGAUAAUUUCCAAUCUCUAAAGUUUAGUAAAUAAUAUGUUGCGAGUUUAAUCCAAUUCUUUGUUGCUUAAAAAUAAAAGGGUAAAAUGACGAUUAUUUGAUUGAAACCUUUAAAUUAAAGGAUUUUAUAGAUUUUUUAAAUGAAACUUUAAAUAGUUAAAUUUAGAUAUCAUACUAAAAAAAUUUUUCAAUCUAGUUUAAAAAUUACCCAAACCCUAAAAAUUUAACUGAAAUUGGUAAUGGAAUAUAUGAUGGAAGCGGAAAAUAAGCGGCUUUCAAGGUAUCACAAAAGUAAGGUUUCCUUUAAAUGUAAUAGAAAACACUCUUUGGAUUUUAGGAUUGGGUUGAAGUCUUUGCUUUAAUGACAGAUGUGGGAUUAUUAUUAUUUAAACAAGCUGGGGAUAUGCAUCCAAUUCUUUUUGUUCCAUGUGCAGAUGCAAUAAUAAUAAAAAAUCCAUUGAAAUGUAAGCCAAACUGUCUUAAAAUAAAAUAUCGGGAUUGUGAAUACGUUUUUAAUGUAACUUCAUAAGCACUUCUGGAGGAAUGGUUUCAAGAAUUAAAUAGAUAAGUAGUAAGUUAACAUAAAUUGCAACUAUCUUAAUCAUUAAGGAAUCUUUGA
Molecule: messenger RNA, 1662 nt
Organism: Paramecium sonneborni
Lineage: Eukaryota; Ciliophora; Oligohymenophorea; Peniculida; Parameciidae
Source: the annotation of a GenBank genome assembly